Helianthus annuus (common sunflower) is the source of this 1092-nucleotide messenger RNA. RefSeq lists its product as uncharacterized. Gene Ontology annotation, molecular function: antioxidant activity; oxidoreductase activity. NCBI's taxonomy places the organism in Eukaryota, Viridiplantae, Streptophyta, Magnoliopsida, Asterales, Asteraceae. The transcript is spliced from 10 exons. The record is from RefSeq and is a predicted model, not a curated record. The coding region runs from base 142 to 825 and encodes 227 amino acids.
GGUGUUUUAAGUGGCCAUGAGAAAAAAGAAAAAAGUAGGUGAGCGGGUAAUUGUGGGAUAUGAUACGAUGAUAUAGUGGAAAGGACGAGUAUACCCUGGUAGUGGAUAAAGGGUUUGUACAAGGAAGGGGAGCGAGCAACAAUGGCGUCCGUUACAUCCUCAGCUUUCCUGUUGCCGUCCGUCAGCCACAACAAAUGCUGGUCGUCGGCGCUGCGGAGGAAUCCCAAAAAACUUAUAGUUCGUGCCGCACGAACCGAAUCCAAAGGCGUUUCCCUGGGCUCCAGAGCUCCUCAUUUUGAGCUGGAGGAGCCGCUCUCCGGAAAUAUGUGGAAGUUAGACGACUUUGAAUCUUAUCCUGCAUUACUGGUUAUGUUCAUUUGCAAUCACUGUCCAUUUGUUAAGCACUUGAAAAAGGACAUUGUCAAGCUUACAAACUUGUACAUGAAGAAAGGGCUUGGAGUAGUUGCAAUAUCAUCAAACUCCAUAGUCACUCACCCACAGGAUGGACCAGUUUUCAUGGCAGAAGAUGCAAGAACUUUUAAUUAUCCAUUCCCAUACCUAUAUGAUCCUUCACAAGAUGUUGCAAGAGCUUAUGGAGCUGUUUGCACACCUGAGUUUUACCUCUUUAAAAAGGACGGGCGCCGACCCUUUGAGCUUGUAUAUCAUGGUCAGUUUGAUGAUUCACGACCAAGUAAUAAUGUUACCGUCACAGGGAGGGACUUGAGCUUAGCAAUAGACUGUGUUCUAAGUGGUCAACCGGUACCCCCAAAUCAAAAGCCAAGUGUUGGAUGCAGCAUAAAGUGGCAUGCCGAUGGAAAAGUUUAAUUUGGAUUGUUGCUUCCAGCUUCCUCAUGGACAUAUUGUGCAUGUAAUGAAGCCUUGAGAUAUCGAGUGGUUAAAAGGUGUACGAAAUACACAUUUGAUGAAUUAGUAUUGUUGUUGAAAUGUGCAAAGAGAGGGCAAGACUUGUUAUCAUACCCAUGAUACUCGGUUGAUGGCGAUGUUGAAUUUGCAAGUUAAUUUAUUUGUGAUUAUAUUAAACUUGAAUGUACAAAAUAUAUUUAUUGAUGUGUUGUUGAAGGGUUGAUGGCA